This is a messenger RNA of Lethenteron reissneri (Far Eastern brook lamprey), 1543 nucleotides long. Its product is annotated as PAK4-inhibitor INKA2-like. Lineage: Eukaryota; Metazoa; Chordata; Hyperoartia; Petromyzontiformes; Petromyzontidae. Gene Ontology annotation, cellular component: nucleus. The record is from RefSeq and is a predicted model, not a curated record. Gene Ontology annotation, molecular function: protein kinase binding; protein serine/threonine kinase inhibitor activity.
CCAGCCUCUCGCCUCUACAACACCCCAGCCUCUCCUCUCUCAACAGAACUGGACGCCAAGGCAGAGAACGCGGACGCGCGCACGUCAGCUCGGCAAUAAUCGGGCACUGCUCACAGGUUCACUGUCGACUCCUGGACGCAAUGGACAUCAUGAUGCAAGCGCUGAAGGACCUCAAGCUCCUACAACUCCAAACGUCCAUGGAGAGCGGAGGCACGGCCAGCGCAGCCGAUGCCGCCGCCGCUGCUGCUGCACACAAGCGGGGCUUGCAUCAGGCCACGUACCCCACCCCGCCAAACCACGUCAGCUCAACAAGCUGCAACAGCUGCACGAGGAAUUCAUUUCGAAGAGAGGAGAGCGACACCUGCCACCACUGGGCCUCCCGGGCAGAGGACGGGCCCUCGAACGUGCGGCGCGCCGACUGGACGGCGUGCCUGCUGUCGGCAGAGGGCAGGAAGCGACAGCCCAUCGUGCUGGGAGACAACAGCUUUGCCGACCUCAUCACGGACUGGAUAGAGGCGGCCGAGCCACCGUCCGAGAAACUGCCCAGCAGCAGCAGCAGCAGCGGCGUGAAAGCGUCCUCGCCGCUGGAGAGCUGCAAGAGGCUCUUCGGCAUGGGUGGGACUCUGCAGCGGAAACUCUCCAGCCUCAGGCCAGGCAGGAAGGUCCACAGCAAGGCGUACAAAGUCAGGGACGGCGAGCAGGCGGUACGCAAGCAUCCCACCGAACAGCUCAAGGUGGAGGCGAGAAAGUGCCAGGCGCCGUACGACCUGUUCAACUCGCACGCACGAUGCCAGGCUGCACGCGUACACAAGGCAUUGUGAGGCGUUUGGCGUCGGGGCAGUUGAGCGGUCGGUGUUCAAAGAUCACGAAGAACUUGUGCCCCGUGUACAUUUUCAGACAUUAACAGUGGCUUUAUUUCUCUUGGACCCUUGAACUGGGCAUGUAUUGAAUACGAUAUGCUCAAUAAUUAUGUCAAAGUGGAUUUGAAAGGAAAGUGCCCUGGAAGGUUUUAGCGUUGUAGUGAAAAUGGAAACUGGGUACCCUGGUGGUGGCCACCUGUUUCAAUGUAUCGGGUAACCUUUAGGUGUUGUAUAUGAACUUGAGACCGUUUAAAAAAAGAAAUCCCAACAGCUGACGCUCUUUAAUGAGCCACUUUGUUUUCGCGAGGGCUUUUUGAACAAUUGCUUAAUGGAAGAGCGCGCAGAAAUUCCAACCACAGAAACCCCCUCCAAUAGAAAAGUCAAUUUAAAAAGGAAAUCGCUGGGAGUCAACUCUCCAAAGUGUGCCUUCAAAAGAGGACCUGUUUAACUUCCACUUAAACCCUCGACUCAAACCAGCUGUGUUGGCAAAGGACCUUUCUCAGCAGCGCGAAACAACUCGUAACCACGUGCCGAGUAUACAUUACGAACUGGCAACACAGCCUCGUCCUUGUCAGAUGGAGCACUCGAGACCUUGGUUACAUAUUUUACAAAGUGGCAGCGUGGAUUGAAUAUUGUGGCUGCCUCUUGAUCCGUACUUUAUAAAGUUGCAACAUUUGGCAGCG